Molecule: messenger RNA, 1694 nt
Organism: Drosophila willistoni
Lineage: Eukaryota; Metazoa; Arthropoda; Insecta; Diptera; Drosophilidae
Gene: Rpn3
Product: probable 26S proteasome non-ATPase regulatory subunit 3
Exons: 2
Coding region: 115-1617 (500 amino acids)
Biological process (GO): ubiquitin-dependent protein catabolic process; regulation of protein catabolic process
Cellular component (GO): proteasome regulatory particle, lid subcomplex; proteasome complex
Molecular function (GO): enzyme regulator activity
Source: RefSeq, a predicted model, not a curated record
UUUUCAACACUGGUACUUGCAUUACUAGGCAUUUUUGAUAUUAAUAAUUUCCGAAUUUUAUUUCAAUCAAAGUUAUAGUUAGUGAAGCAAUUUUCAAAUUACAAGAACGACAAUAUGUCCAACACCGCAGAUACUGGUGCCCAUGAUGUAGAAAUGGAAGUGGAUGUAGCCACCACAGCUGAUUCGCCGACAACGACAGUUGCCGAUGAAAAGAAAAAUCAAGAUGUGGCCGCCGUCCAAGAGAUACGCGAGCAAAUACGUCAAAUUGAGAAGUCGGUGGCUUCCAAGGAGUCACGUUUUAUUUUGCGAGUGCUACGCAAUUUGCCCAACACAAGGCGUAAACUAAAUGGAGUGGUUUUCCGUAAUUUAGUCCAAAGCAUUUAUCCAAAUGGAGCGGAUCGUGAGACGGCAUUGUCCUUGACGCCAGCCUUGGAGAAGGAUGCCACCGAAUUGCCCGAUGUGGCUAAAAAAUUAGUAGCCACCAAGUCGCCCAUUCCUGAAGUUGAUGCUUAUUUCUAUUUGCUGCUAUUGGUUAAAUUAAUCGAUGCGAAUGACUUAAAGCGCUCUCAUACUUGCGCUGAAUCCUUGAUGUCGAAAAUAUCUAUCCAGAAUCGUCGCACAUUGGAUUUAAUUGGCGCCAAAUCAUAUUUCUAUUUCUCCCGUGUGGCCGAGCUUAACGAUGGCCUGGAAGGGAUUCGAGGCUUUUUGCAUGCUCGGCUUAGGACAGCCACUUUACGCAAUGAUUUCGAGGGUCAAGCAGUGCUCAUAAAUUGUUUGCUUCGUAAUUAUUUGCACUAUUCCUUGUACGAUCAGGCUGACAAGCUGGUAAAGAAGUCAGUGUAUCCAGAAUCGGCAAGCAACAACGAAUGGGCUCGUUUCCUUUACUAUCUGGGCAGGAUUAAGGCAGCCAAGUUGGAGUACAGUGAUGCUCAUAAGCAUUUGGUUCAGGCUUUGCGUAAAUCCCCCCAGCAUGCGGCCAUUGGUUUUCGUCAGACUGUGCAGAAAUUGAUUAUUGUAGUGGAAUUGUUGCUGGGCAACAUACCCGAACGUGUUGUGUUCCGGCAGGCGGGUCUUCGCCAAAGUCUCGCACCAUAUUUCCAACUUACCCAGGCAGUGCGUAUGGGUAAUCUAAAACGUUUCGGCGAUGUGGUUUCUCAAUUCGGACCCAAAUUUCAAUUGGAUCACACUUUUACUUUGAUCAUCCGACUGCGACACAAUGUCAUCAAGACGGCUAUACGCUCCAUCGGAUUGUCAUACUCGCGAAUUUCCCCACAGGACAUUGCCAAGCGUUUAGUGUUGGACUCUGCCGAGGAUGCCGAAUUCAUCGUUUCGAAGGCUAUUCGGGAUGGCGUCAUUGAGGCCACACUUGAUCCGGCCCAGAACUACAUGCGUAGCAAGGAGAGCACAGAUAUCUAUAGCACACGCGAGCCGCAGUUAGCUUUCCACGAACGCAUCUCGUUUUGCUUAAAUCUGCACAAUCAGAGUGUCAAGGCCAUGCGUUAUCCUCCGAAGUCAUAUGGUAAGGACCUCGAAAGCGCCGAAGAAAGACGCGAGCGUGAGCAACAGGAUUUGGAAUUGGCCAAAGAGAUGGCGGAGGAUGAUGAAGAUGGUUUCUAAUUUCAUUAUAAUAAUUCAUUUUGUUUUGCGCAAACAUGUAAUCAGCAAUUAAAUAAGUCAUCUUAAUUUCGAUAAAA